AUGCUACCGCCCCAUUUGCUUUCGGCCGUUAUCAUGGCAACAGAGAUGAAUGCUAUUCAGCGUGGCCUUUCGCGCUCCCAAUUCAUUGACGAAUAUCCUCAACCCGAGAGACAAGUACUACGAUAUCAACCUUCCCCCACCGAGAACUAUUCUCGGCGUUGCUAUCUUAUACUGCAUCUCCGUGUCAACGUUGAUAUCUAUGUCGGAAACCUGGGAUUCAUUGCAAGCGUUGAUUGGAGCGCAACCACUAUACCCCCUACCUUUCCAUCGCGUUCCAAUCCUUUCAAUUAUCUUAACAAUCUCCACCUCAACCUCCCCCCAUCAGCACCUGCAGACCGUGACCAUGAUCCUGCCUCUUCACCCGAUCAAGGUGAUCUCACCAUAACCAUCUCUGCACGCGACAUUGUGGGCUUGACUGGCACAAACUCUAUAUCUGCUGGUAAUUCCUUCACAAUUGAUAGCACAUAUCGCACCGUCAAUAUUAAUUAUAUCCACACACUCACCGGCGAUACUUACGUCGGUACCAUCAGCGGCAGCAACGUCGGGGGCUCCAAUAACAUCAAUCAUGUCCACCAGUAG
This is a messenger RNA of Pleurotus ostreatus (oyster mushroom), 579 nucleotides long. RefSeq lists its product as uncharacterized. NCBI's taxonomy places the organism in Eukaryota, Fungi, Basidiomycota, Agaricomycetes, Agaricales, Pleurotaceae. The coding region runs from base 1 to 579 and encodes 192 amino acids. The transcript has 3 exons. The record is from RefSeq and is a predicted model, not a curated record.